AUGACCCGGACAGGUCUGAAACAUGAUCGGUCCUUCAUCCUGAUCAAGGAUAUUGAGGCACACCCCAGCGAGCAUCUCACCAUCAAGACGCUGUCGAAGCUGUGCUUGUUCCAACCCUCCAUCGACUCCCGCCCAACGUCAGGACCAUCUCCAAUACUGCGAGUCACGCAUACACUCAGUGGCUCGGAGAUCGAGUUCCCUUUGACGCCCGUCCCACAGGCUCUGCGAGACGCCAGAGAAUUCACCAUGGAGAUCUUCGGCACAAGGGCAACGGGGCUUGAUUUGGGUGACGACAUUGCAGCUUGGUUCUCCAAACACCUGGAACAGAAAGCCAGGCUGCUUUAUAUCGGCGGAGGUGGCGAUGACGGCGCUGGGACGAGGGAGAUUGUCGCACCGCAGCUGAUUCCGCGCAAGCCAAGACAACAGACAGGCAUCCUAUCAUGGCUUAGAGCCACGGAGGGCGACCAAGACGAACUACACACGCACAAGAUCCAAUUCGCGGACGCGGCACCUCUGUUAAUCACGACAGUCUCGUCGGAAGAGGAUGCGAAGUCACGCAUCCCUAUCGACGCAGAUGCAGGGGAAGGAGAUGAGGCCAGUGACGACGACGUGAUCACCCGCUUCCGCUCAAAUAUCCACAUCGAUAACGCUGGCCAACACAUCAGUGACGACGAGAAGGAAAUGCACUCGCAGUCAGCACCCUACGCAGAGGAGCAGUGGAAGACACUUCACAUCAUGGACAUCGCAUGCGAGGAGAAUCCGACGGUGCCAAUCAGACUCGACCUCGUCUUCAGUACCGUCCGAUGCCAAUCCCUCAAUGUGGAUUUCCGCACGGGCGGGCUCGUCACGCCGGAGAGACAGCUCUUCAAGCUCCUCGCUAAAGACCGGCGGGUGAAUCCUAGUUUCCCUUACCGGCCGUGUUUCGGGCGGUAUGCGUUUGCUGAACCGUUUAGUAGGAAGAUUAGAGUUGGAGACCGUGUGGAGGUCGUGGAGUGGAUUGAAAAGUGA
This is a messenger RNA of Cladophialophora yegresii CBS 114405, 1008 nucleotides long. RefSeq lists its product as uncharacterized. Gene Ontology annotation, molecular function: molybdenum ion binding; pyridoxal phosphate binding; catalytic activity. The transcript has a single exon. Bases 1 to 1008 code for a protein of 335 amino acids. The record is from RefSeq and is a predicted model, not a curated record. Lineage: Eukaryota; Fungi; Ascomycota; Eurotiomycetes; Chaetothyriales; Herpotrichiellaceae.